Molecule: messenger RNA, 2007 nt
Organism: Miscanthus lutarioriparius
Lineage: Eukaryota; Viridiplantae; Streptophyta; Magnoliopsida; Poales; Poaceae
Source: the annotation of a GenBank genome assembly
AUGCCGGCGUGGUGGAAGGGCAAGGGCAGGAGCAAGUCUAGCAAGGCUGGAGCGGCGUCGCCGGCGCCGGCCGGCUCGAUCCCGGCGGCCGUUUCCAUCGCCGGCGAGGUGAAGGGGGAGAAGGGGAAGAAGAAGGCGAGCAGCUUCGACGAGGCGCUCCUCGCCAAGGGCGUCCGCGGGAAGCAGCAACCGCCGGCGGCGGCGGGGGAGGUUAUUGGGCUCCCGCUCCCGCGCCCGGCGUCCUUGCCGGCGCCGCUGCCGUCCGCCUCUGCCUCCGCCUCCGUGUCGGCGUCGGCGUCCAGCGGCUGCGGCUCCUCGCUGGGGUCCUCGGCGUCCGACGAGCAGCUGGAUCUCGGGGUUUACAGGUUGUCAGAAACAAGCAGCACUCUUCUGGGCAGAACAGUAGCAAUUGAAUCUCGGAAACAAAGUUAUGUGCCAGCAGAUGGGACCAUUUUCACCAAUAAUCGGGCUGUGGAGCAUACCCGAUUGUCUGAAACAUCAGUUUCCCCAAGGAAAGAAUUUCACCUUCAAAAUUUGGAUCUUGCAAAUGAUCGAACUACAUACUGUCGUGGUCGGAAAUCAACAGAAAUUGUGUUCAGUACACAAGUGCCCACUUCUCCUAGCUCAAGAGGACAUCACUAUUCAAAUUCCCCUGUGCCAUCAAGAACAUUUGGGCAAUGCCCUGCAUCUCCUACUUCAUGGCAGGAUGAUUCACGAAGCUCAAGCUCACCCCAACCUCUUCCUCUUCCCCCAGGCUCCCCAUGCUUGCCUUCCCGUUCUCUACAGUGGAAGAAGGGGAAGUUGCUAGGUAGUGGGACGUUUGGGCAAGUAUACAUGGGAUUCAACAGUGAAGGCGGUCAAAUGUGUGCAAUUAAAGAGGUUAAGGUCAUUUCAGAUGAUUCUAACUCAAAAGAGUGCCUCAGGCAGCUAAAUCAGGAAAUCAUGCUGCUGAGAGAGCUGUCACAUCCAAACAUUGUUCAGUACUAUGGCAGUGAUUUGUGCAAUGAGACACUCUCGGUCUAUCUCGAGUAUGUUUCUGGGGGCUCUAUCCAUAAGUUGCUUCAAGAAUAUGGUCCGUUCGGGGAGGCAGUUCUUCGGAAUUACACAGCACAAAUCCUUUCUGGCCUUGCAUACUUGCAUGGGCGGAAUACAGUGCAUAGGGAUAUCAAAGGGGCAAACAUACUUGUUGAUCCUAAUGGUGACAUCAAGCUUGCUGAUUUUGGUAUGGCCAAGCACAUAUCAGCAUAUACAUCUAUCAAAUCCUUCAAAGGGAGCCCUUACUGGAUGGCACCAGAGGUUAUUAUGAAUAGCAAUGGUUACAGCCUUUCAGUAGACAUUUGGAGCCUUGGCUGCACCAUUCUUGAGAUGGCAACAGCAAAGCCUCCUUGGAGUCAGUAUGAAGGGGUGGCAGCAAUAUUCAAAAUUGGGAACAGCAAAGACUUACCUGAUAUCCCAGAUAAUCUUUCUUCUGAGGCGAAAAGCUUCCUCAAACUCUGCUUGCAGCGUGAUCCUGCUGCCCGCCCUACAGCUGCUCAGCUGAUGGAUCACCCUUUUGUCAAGGACCAUGCUACAGUCAGGAGUUCCAGGUCUGGCAUCACGAGGGAUAUGUAUCCUACUUCAACUGAUGGAAAAAACAGCAUGGUGAAGAUUGCAACUUCAUCAUACAGAAGCUUAUCUCCUUUAAGAGAUCCUGAUAUCAUGAUAAGAAACUUGCCAGGACCAACAUCCCCCAUUCCUUCGACAUCAAGUCGCAGGAUCACAGCAUUGAACCCAUCCACUGUUCGGAUGAACAUGUCGCUGCCUGUCUCUCCCUGCUCUAGCCCGCUACGGCAGUACAGGCAGUCCAACCGAAGUUGCUUGCCAUCCCCUCCUCAUCCAGCCUAUUCAGCUGGAGCAGCCAACUACAGUCCUAUCAACAAUGCACUCUACCCGAAAUCUCUCACAGAUCCAUGGCUCGAAAUCUCUCAGCUGAAAACACAAUCUUUUGAUUCUCCAAGAAGAUUGUAG